CGGCGCGAAACGGGCUCCGAAACAAGGGCUGAGGGGUGAGCUCUCCUCCUUAUUCCUGCAAAAUGUAGGAGUCGCGGGAGGCCCCGAGAGAGCCGAGGCCCAGUUCCUCUCCUACUGUACCCCGAGUUUAAGACUUAAGACCUAAUCUUCGAACCUGAGAGGAGGCCAGGCUGGGCUCACAUGCCUGCAGCAGGAGUCAGGAGUACUCGGACAAUACGUCAGAGGAAAGCAGCCCGAACUAGGCAGUGCUGAUAAUUUGUCCCAAAGCUGUGUUGUACCGUCAGCAGGUUCUUGGCUGGUGUGAAGAGCUCUAGGGAGAAAAGCGGAUCUGGACAAAACUUUCGCAUCUGGCCUCACCAUAAAUGGAUGAAAGGUUCCAAGAAGACAAGUUGCACUGGAACUCCAGCAACAUACUGUCAAAAUCAUCUGCAUUGAUCUUUAAGAUGAGAUUUCUAAGCACCUGAAACCUACCCACUGGGGUAGAAGACUGUUUUCUCACUGUUUUCUGGCUGAGUGGACUAUUAAUGACUGAAUGGGCUCUGCUGGGAAGGCUUGUCCUCACACCAUGACAGCUGAUGUGUCAGAAGCUGGAGAGCUAGCUCUGGAGCCUCUACUCACUUGCAAGCUAUGUCUCUGUGAAUAUUCCCUGGAUAAGAUGACCACUCUUCAGGAAUGCAGCUGCAUCUUUUGUACAGCGUGUCUGAAACAGUACAUGCAGCUGGCAAUUCAAGAAGGUUGUGGUUCUCCUAUCACAUGUCCAGACAUGGUGUGCUUGAACCAUGGGACUCUACAAGAAGCAGAGAUUGCCUGUUUGGUGCCUGUUGACCAGUUUCAGUUGUACAAGAGGUUGAAGUUUGAACGAGAAGUGCACUUGGACCCCCAGAGAACAUGGUGCCCCACGGCCGACUGCCAAACGGUGUGCCACAUUGCAGCAAGCGAGCCUAGAGCACCGGUGCCAGUGGAGUGCCCGGCUUGCCACCUGACGUUCUGCUCCUCUUGCAAGGAGGCCUGGCACCUGCAGCACCUGUGCCAGGAAAACCAACCUACUCCAGUCCCAACCGAGCAGGGAUCCCUUAUUGGAACAGAGACAGAGGCACCAAUUAAGCAGUGCCCAGUUUGUCGGAUCUAUAUUGAGCGAAACGAGGGCUGUGCUCAGAUGAUGUGCAAGAACUGCAAGCACACGUUUUGCUGGUACUGUCUACAGAAUUUGGAUAACGAUAUCUUCUUACGCCAUUACGACAGAGGCCCUUGCAGAAACAAGCUCGGCCACUCGCGGGCUUCAGUGAUGUGGAACAGAACUCAGGUUGUGGGGAUCCUGGUUGGACUCGGUAUCAUAGCACUGGUGACCUCUCCCUUGCUGCUCGUGGCAUCUCCAUGCAUCAUCUGCUGCAUUUGCAAAUCUUGCCGAAGCAAAAAGAAAAACCACAGCCCACCAACAACCUAAAACUCUGUGUCUGUUUGAGUCUGCACCCGUACAGCAUAUGUAUGUGAGAAAGCACAUUGGUUGUAUUUUGGUGCCACACCUACCAAAUAAUGCUCCUUUUUGUCUGCCAA
Messenger RNA from Pipra filicauda (Wire-tailed manakin), 1554 nucleotides. Its product is annotated as E3 ubiquitin-protein ligase RNF144B. Bases 533 to 1444 code for a protein of 303 amino acids. The record is from RefSeq and is a predicted model, not a curated record. Gene Ontology annotation, cellular component: cytoplasm; mitochondrial membrane; ubiquitin ligase complex. The transcript is spliced from 10 exons. Gene Ontology annotation, molecular function: ubiquitin protein ligase activity; zinc ion binding; ubiquitin conjugating enzyme binding. Gene Ontology annotation, biological process: positive regulation of proteasomal ubiquitin-dependent protein catabolic process; protein polyubiquitination; ubiquitin-dependent protein catabolic process. Lineage: Eukaryota; Metazoa; Chordata; Aves; Passeriformes; Pipridae.